Botrytis cinerea B05.10 is the source of this 1155-nucleotide messenger RNA. RefSeq lists its product as hypothetical. The transcript has 2 exons. The record is from RefSeq and is a predicted model, not a curated record. Bases 293 to 958 code for a protein of 221 amino acids. NCBI's taxonomy places the organism in Eukaryota, Fungi, Ascomycota, Leotiomycetes, Helotiales, Sclerotiniaceae.
GGGAUAUUCGCGAAGAGGUCUCGCUCUGUGGAGCUGUUAUCUCCGGUCCGGGCUCCGGAUCCGAAUCACAAUGGAAGGCGAGGCUCCUUAUUCACUGCCUCGUUCUUGCUACUCAGAAAUUUAUUGUGAGAAACGAAUACAUAUAUUUGAGGUCUCGCAAUGGAGAAAGUGAAAAUCGCAAUAUUCAACUGUUACUUCUUUGUGUUCGACGUUCCUAAGUUCAUACAUAUAAACCACUAUUUCUUGCAUCACACAAACAACAACCACAAAAAGAAAAUCCAUAAUCGAAAAAAUGCAUUUCCUCAUCUUAGGCGCAUCUGGAAGAACAGGAAGUCUUGUACUUGCUGAAGCUCUCUCACAAAACCACACCGUCACAGCACUCGCGCGCAAUCCCUCUUCCAUCCCCGAAGCCCCCGGCCUUACAGUCAUAAAAGGCACACCAUCCUCCUCCUCCGAUCUCACAACCGUCUUUACUACGGGUCCCAAAAUCGACGCUGUCCUCGUAACCCUCUCAUCUAGUCGGGCCUCGGAUUCCCCCUUCGCAGCCUCGACUUCUCCUCCUGAUUUCCUCAAGAAUGUCAUCUCGACGGUUACGCAAUCAAUGGCUGCGCAUGGUGUCAAGAAGAUAGUUUAUAUGUCUGCUUUUGGAGUGGGUUCUUCGAAUGGUGCGCUGUGGUUACCGAUGCGUUUACUUAUCAAUAAUUCGACAAUGGGGAAGGUCGGAUUUCAAGAUCACGCUGCUGCGGAGGAAGUUCUGAAGGCUUCGGGCUUGGAGUACAGUGUUGUGAGAAGUGCGAUGUUGAAGGAGGGAGAAAAGAAGAGUGUUGUGGAGUAUGGGGCCGAGGGGAAGGGAAUGGGUCACUUGCCGGGAUGUACGAGGAAGAGUGUUGCGGGAUUCAUGGUGGAAUUGGCUGAAAGGAAGAAGUGGGAGAACAAAGUGGCCGUCAUCUGUAACUAGGGGGCUACAGAUGAUGGGAAUUAUGAUCGCAGGGUUGAUAAAUAGAUGAUACGGUAGCACAUGAGGAGCCAUCAGGUUUGGAGGAAAUUUAGAUUAGCUAGACGGUUUUGCUUUUCGCUUUUGUUGCUUAGAGAAAGAUAUCCAUUGUUCUAAUAAUCUCAUUAAUUGAAUGCCAUGUAAUUAUUGUUGCUUGCACA